Molecule: messenger RNA, 1658 nt
Organism: Rosa chinensis
Lineage: Eukaryota; Viridiplantae; Streptophyta; Magnoliopsida; Rosales; Rosaceae
Product: BURP domain-containing protein 11
Exons: 2
Coding region: 13-1569 (518 amino acids)
Source: RefSeq, a predicted model, not a curated record
CAAACAGAAAACAUGGGCUUUCAAUUCAUCAUCUUCUGCCUUCUGUUCUUAGUGUGUCCUUAUGCCAGUGGAGCAUGGGACGUAAGCACAAAACAAGUGGAGAUCAAUAGCGAGCCCUACGUCACAAAUUAUGGAGCCAGGAAAAUUGUCAAAGAGUUGGAGGUGAGUGAGCCUUAUAUGGCCAAUUAUGGUGGCAGAAAAAUUGUGAAAGAGGUGGAGAUAAGUGUGCCUUACAUGACCAACUAUGGUGCUAGAGAAAGUGUGAAAGAAGUGGAGAAAAGCGAGCCUUACAUGACCAAUUAUGGAGCUAGAAAAAUUGUGAAAGAAGUGGAGGUAAGCGAGCCAUACAUGACCAACUACGGAGCUAGAGAAAGUGUGGAAGCAGUGGAGGUAAGAGAGCCUUACAUGACCAACUAUGGAGUUAGAGAAAGUGCAGUUGAGGAAAGCGAGCCUUCCAUGACCAACUAUGGAGCUACAGAAAGUGUGAAAGAAGCUGAGAAACCUUACAUGACGAACUAUGGAGCUAGAAAAAGUGUGAAAGAAGUGAAGGCAAGAGAGCCUUACAUGACCAACUAUGGAGCUACAGAAAGUGUGAAAGAAGCUGAGGAGCCUUACAUGACCAAUUAUGGAAAUAAAGAGGCUUCUUACAUUACCCAAUAUGGAAACAAAGAAGACAUAAAAGAAACAGAGGCUUCUUACAUAACCCAGUACGGAGACAAAGAAGCUGAGACUACUUACAUAAAUCAGUACGGAAACAAAGAAACUGAGGCUUCUUACAUAACCCAGUAUGGCAAACAAGGAGGAGAAAACAAGGUACAGAAGCCAGUUCCAUCCGCCCAUGAGCACCAUGAUCAUAUGCAUGCACAUUCAUCAUCUCGCAAUGAGGCACACGAGCAAGGCUUUUUCACUUUGGUUGAUUUCCAUAAGGGGAGUACAAUGCCACUCAACUUCCCAAACCAAGACCAUUCUCCUUUCUUGCCUAAGAAAACAGCUGAUUCCCUUCCAUUCUCAACAUCACAACUCCCACACCUUCUCCAACUCUUCUCGAUCCCACGCGAUUCUCGUGACUCCAAACACAUGGCGUACACACUUGAUCAAUGCGAGCAAAAACCCAUCAAGGGUGAGACCAAGUUUUGUGCUACUUCACUAGAAUCAAUGAAUGAUUUCGUUCACAAAAUCAUUGGUUCUGGGAUCAAAUUCAAUAUUCUCUCCACGACCCACCCCUCAACCUCAACCUCCAUUACACAGAAGUACACGAUUCUGGAAGAACCUAAACAAGUCAUAGCUUCCAAAAUGGUCUUUUGCCAUCCGGUCCCUUAUCCUUACGCUGUUUUCUUUUGCCACCACUUUGAGAGCGACACCAGGUUCUUCCAGGUCUCACUAGGAGGUGAGAAUGGAGAUAAGGUGGAAGCCGUAGCGGUUUGCCACAUGGACACUUCUGAUUGGGAUUCUAAGCUCAGUCUGUUCCGCAACUUGGGUAUCAAAGCUAGUGCCUCCUCUCCGGUGUGCCAUUUCUUCCCGGAAAAUCAUCUUGUUUGGAUUCCAUUCCCAGCAACAGCUACUGCUUGACCAUUUUAUUUGUCUUGAUCACUAGUCUAAGUCGUGUAUCAUAUGUACUGUCGUGUAGGUGUCGAAUAAUGAGUACUUACCAAUUACCA